Molecule: messenger RNA, 918 nt
Organism: Rosa chinensis
Lineage: Eukaryota; Viridiplantae; Streptophyta; Magnoliopsida; Rosales; Rosaceae
Product: methyl-CpG-binding domain-containing protein 4
Exons: 2
Coding region: 151-681 (176 amino acids)
Molecular function (GO): zinc ion binding; DNA binding
Source: RefSeq, a predicted model, not a curated record
AAACUGACCAUAAAUGGAGUGGCCUCCUGACUAUAAAUGCCUAUGAAAAAACGAAGAAAAAGCUUCAUAAGAAACCUGGGAGUGGGAGCACCCGUCUUCUUCUUCUUCUGCCUGUUUUGAAGGAAACAAAGAGAUUCAAUCAGCGACGAAAUGAAGGGUACUCACGGAACCCCAAAAUCCUCGUCCAAGAAACCAUAUUCAGGGCAAAGUUCAAUUGAUGUACUUGCUGCACAAUGUGAGAAAUGCAAGAAAUGGAGGGUGAUUCAAUCUGAAGAAGAGUUCGAAGAAAUCAGAAGCAAGCUCAGUGAGGAACCAUUCUAUUGCAACAGAAGAUCUGCUGUGUCUUGUGAAGAUCCUGCUGAUAUUGAGUACGAUUCUACUAGGACAUGGGCUGUUGACAAGCCUGACAUUCAGAAGACACCGGAAGGGUUUAAGAGGCAUUUGGUGCUUAGAAAAGACUAUUCCAAACUGGAUACCUAUUAUAUUACACCUGAGGGCAAAAAAGUGAGAUCCCAAAAUGAGGUAGCUGCAAUCUUGAAAAGCAAUCCCAAGUACAAAGGCAUAUCCCCUUCAGAUUUUGACUUUGGAAGCCCAAAAGUCAUGGAAGACACUGUUCCUGUGGAUGUUCCUAAGAAGGUUCCUGGUAGCAGCAACAAAAAACUUAAAACAACAAUGGACUGAGGCCAAGUAGUGUACCUUAGAAGAUCGGGGCAAAUUUUUGGUGGGAGACUCUUGAUUUGUGUAGAAAGUACGUCUGUUUAUCAUUGUGAUGGAAUUGGGAUAUCCAGCUGCUGUUAUGUGAGUUUAUAUCUGUUUGCUUAGUUUACUAACGAAGAUGACGGGGGAUAGACCCCAGAUGAUGCUUGUAGUGCUUUAUAUCAAGUUUUCAUCAUGUUGGUUCCAAAUUGUCUCAGCAAA